UCGAUCAGGUAGUACAGUAACAUAGGAGGACGGGCAGGAAGCGGCGUGGGCAGUCUCCUUGUGUCACCGCCUGCGUCAGACACAGACGCCAGGAGGGAGUUUUCCACUGACGAAAAGGCUGCGCUUCUCGGCAGACUGCUACAGACAAGGGAAGCGCUUCAGCUGCUGCGGAGCCCCGUGCGGCACACAGGCACACAGACAAUAGCGGAGGAGUCGUAUACGCGGGCAACAAACGGGUUUAAACCUCUGCAUUUUGGAUUAAUAGCCCCUCAUCCCAUCGAUAGUUCGUUGGACGAGAUUUGGUCACUAAUGCUGAAAGGAUACUUAAUUUGGUGAUUCGCCACACCGUCGCCAUGAGUGGGCUUCUGAAGAGGAAGUUCGAGGAGGUGGAUGAGGACCCGUGCUACUCGUCUGCCUCCCCCUCCUCUCUCUCCUCCGCCUGCUCGGCCUGGGACUCGGAGGGGGAGAGCUGCUACUCAGACACCCUGGAUUCCACUCCCAGCAACCCCAGCUCCCCAGCAACUCAUUUCAACACGACGUCCAUCCUAAAGAAAACAAAGAGGGCACGGCGAGGCAAUGUGACCUUUGACCAGGUCACAGUCUUCUUCUUCCCUCGAUGCCAAGGCUUCACCAGCGUCCCCAGCAGAGGAGGCUGCACUCUGGGCAUGACUCCUCGACAUACUGCGCUUCGCACCUACACGCUUGCUGAGUUUGCUGUAGAGCAGAAGCUCCUGCGACGAGAGAAGCUACUCAACAGGUUCAAACAGGAGAAACUAGAGGCACUCAAGCAAAAGCUGACUAAAAAUGGGACUCAGGAGAGUGAAGAAGCAGAGAAGCUAACUGUGGACGAUAUCCCUGAGCAUGAUCUGGAUCUGAGUGGUGCCAACCUGGAAGAGGGCUCUUUUCUGCAGCCGUACACGUCCAAACUACGCUACGCUCUGCUCAAAGCAGCUGGGGUCAAGAAGAUCGACAAAGAGGAGAAGAGGCAGCUGCAUGAGCUCCGGCUCUCCAGAGAAAACUGUGGCUGUGACUGUCAGGGUUUCUGUGAACCAGAGACCUGUGGCUGCAGCUUAGCAGGCAUCAAAUGUCAGAUGGACCAUUCCUCUUUCCCUUGUGGCUGCACUAAAGAUGGCUGUGGAAACACUGAGGGGCGCAUCGAGUUCAACUCCACCCGGGUUCAGACACACUACAUCCACACUAUCAUGAAGUUGGAACUGGAGAAAAGGCUGGAGGAGCAGUCCAGCGACGAGGAGAGCAGGCGGCCUCAGGCGGCUACCGUACACAGCAGCCCAGCCAGCCUCACCCACAAACCCCUGCCCCCUCUAUCCAUGGCCCCCUCCUUCACAUUUGGGUCGGAGCUGUCUGCUGUGGAGGAGAACAGCUGUAGCAGUGACAUGACAGACUUAUCAGACUCCUCAGGGCAAAGUGAGGACUCUGAGGCGGGGGAGAGACAGUGUGACCACUGCUCACAAAUGGACACAGACACAGAAAGGGGCUCCAGUCUCAGUAACACACAGACCUGCUCUAAAUGCAAAAGGGACAUAACAGAGCGAGAGCAGGAGCAGACCUCCACUGAGGCCUUCGGUAGCUUUAGCAUAGCGGACUUUGCAGAUGAAAAUGACAAUAUUGACUCUGCUUUGUUGGACUCUGAACAGACAGACAAUCGAGCUACAGCCAUUUCAGAACUCAUUGAUGAAAACGCCAACCAGGGAAACGCUCUGUUCCACAGCGGUAGCGUACCCCGCACUCCCUCCCCCACCGUAGACCGUUCGGCCAGCUACAACAUGGACUUGAGCCUGUCCUCCGAGUCCGACCUGGAGUUCUUUGACGGCUUCCCCUGCCUUGGGCCCAGCUCGCUCUAUAACUCUCUGAAGGAGUACGAACACAUGGACACCUAUUUUCAGUUCCAGUUGCCUAGUUACCCCAGCCUCCCUGCAGCCUCUGACCCCGGCACAUGCCUCCUCGAGUCGCUCAUUGGCCUUUCUGAGUCCGUCCCUGAGCCCCCUGCCACUUUUACAGACAAUCAGCUGUUGGAGGAAGCCAUGAAGUUGUCUGUGAUGGAAUCUGUGAAAGUUUAACUAAAACAAGCAAGAAGAAAAAAAACAAAACUUUUGUACGGGGUGAACUAUACAUGCACACAGUAAGAUUACUGAUGUCUAAGAAGUGGUUUGUGGAGGAAGCUGUGAUUCCCUUUUGCCUAAAACGUUCAAAUUGCCUUCAAAAUGUUAGCAAAGCAUGUGGGAGUAUUGCUGUGUGAGAUGGCAGCUAGUGGUAAAACUAAAUAAUUUGACAUGGCCCUUGAAAACCAAUGAUGGCUAACAAUUCCUAAGAAAGCUCUUUGAACCAAACCAUAUGCUACAACAGUCAACCUUUAUAACAGGGCCUUGUCAGGAAUCGAACACAGCUGAAUGUGCACCUCAGGGAUAUUUUUCUAGCUUUCUAGCUUUUGGAGGCAAUGUGCGGAGAGCAUUGCUGUGAUGGCCUUUCAAUGAGACCUGAGUCCAAUCACAAACAUAGUCCAAUGUGCAUCCUCCUGUCAGACUCAGUGCUUACUCUGAAUAGCCUGAAGGGGGCGGUCUUUGCUGUGUUCAAAUGGGCCGUUCUCCUCACGCUGUCCAAAUCCUGGGUUUUGUAUGGUACAGAAGUCCCUCAGAAAGCUCCUCAAUCAGCACUUUAUCUGUGAAAAGACUUAAGUAUCAAUAGGCAUUGUUUUGGUUGUAUGGGGUGGAUUCAGCUGUUCACCGCUACAUGAUUUGUGAGCUGGGUAACUAGAAAUAACACUCAUACCAUAGAAGCUGUAGCUGUUUUGUCUUUAAUACCCUUGAAUUAAAUUAUUUUCUUUAUGAUUUAAUUUUUAUUUAUUUCAGCUAAAGCCUAUUUUCAUUCACCAAGCACUGUGGUUUAAUAUUCACCUCUAAGUGCAAUCCUUCUUUCCUUUUUCCGAAUUACAUUAAUGCAUUGUUAUGGGAAAUGGGACCACAAGUCCAUCAAAGUAUUUAAUAUCUAUUCUCGUAUUCAUUUAACAUUUUUUAUAACUUAUUAUGUCAUUAUUUCAGUAGUUAUUUAAUUUAUACCUUUGGGCAAUAAAAUGGGCUGUAGUGGAGUUUACUGGAUGUGCCUGUUAUCAGGGAGCCAUGCCUGCCAGUGGCCUGUGCACAGGGCUUCCACUUAAGCUUUGGGACUGAAAACUGUGGAAUCUCCCUAAUCACUGAAACUAAAGUUUGGGUCUAUUAUUAAAUGGCUGCCUAUAUUGUAACCAUAGAAAAGACACUAAUAUUUUGUAACUGAUUUUAUGUAGAUUGAUUGCAAAAAAUUCUAAUCACUGACAAAUGUAAUAUUUUAUUAAGAGACUAGUGAAUAAUUUUCAAUUUGGGACAACCUUUGUAAUAUAUGAAUUAUAGAGACAUUUAUGUAUGAAGGUUAUAGCUCUAGCAUUCUGAAGUAUUUUCAUAGGCGGACUUAGAUAUGUUAAAAUGCCAUUAAAAAUUAAUAAUUUGCAAAGAUCAAUUUGAUUGUAUUCUGAAGUUUUGGAAGUCUGUGACUUGGGUUACAAUGUUAUAAAUUAAAAGUUUUUUGUGGGUAAAAAUUGCAUAUAUUAUACAAUUUUUAUCAUGUACAAAAGCUUGACCAUGAAAGCGUUGCCUGAUUCUUGAGAGGAGGGCGUGAAGUGUUGAGUCGAUGUACAUAUGUCCCCUCUUACAGCUGUUCUACAGCCGGUGGACCCUUUAGACGUAUGCAUGCAGGUCCUGUUUGUUCAAACUUGUUCUGAUUCAUUGUAUACUUUGAAAAGUGCAGCGUGCACAAUGGAAAUGUAUUAUUCGCUUUUUGCCUUUUUCAUUACUUUUAAAAUCCAUGUGUUUGGCCAUAAAAUGGGCAGACUUUUGCAACAAUUAGUUUCUAUUGUACAAAACAUCAUUUAACAUGAAGAACAUGGCACCAGUGAGUGUUAUCAAUGUAAUGUAUUACAGUACGGCUGUUUCUUUUUCAAACAAUGUGUCUUACUUUGAUGCCUUUUGUGUUGUACAGAUUUCUGCUUGAAUGGUCCUGCAGAGCAAACAAAGCUGCUUUAUUUUUUACAUAUUCACACAUUAACCUGCUGUUUAAAACUAUUUCUUUCAUUUAAGCCAUUUUGACAGCCUGUCCCUCCAAAUAAAAAAAAAAGUUUUUUCUAAAA
Messenger RNA from Periophthalmus magnuspinnatus, 4174 nucleotides. RefSeq names its product cysteine-serine-rich nuclear protein 1b (gene csrnp1b). Gene Ontology annotation, biological process: regulation of transcription by RNA polymerase II. Bases 354 to 2078 code for a protein of 574 amino acids. The transcript has 5 exons. The record is from RefSeq and is a predicted model, not a curated record. Lineage: Eukaryota; Metazoa; Chordata; Actinopteri; Gobiiformes; Gobiidae. Gene Ontology annotation, cellular component: nucleus. Gene Ontology annotation, molecular function: DNA-binding transcription factor activity, RNA polymerase II-specific; sequence-specific DNA binding.